CGAAGCUUCUCUCGAGCGCUGCUGCUUCUCUUUCAAGGAGAAAGCUACGAUUGUUUGCUGAGCCUGCACGUGAGAGCUUCCAUCUAGCUAAGCCUUCUUUCAUUAUCUCUUCCUCUCGUUAUUUGUUUCUCGCCUCAUUCUCCUCGUCUUCUUCUCGUCGGGUCUACUUCUACCUCCGUUUUUCGUCACCACCGCCAUGUCAAGAUAUGCGUUGAUAUCGCUGCCCCAGAGCGCGUUCGACUCUGGGGACCGCGAUGAGGCUAUCUCGUCCCUAAGUGCGACAAUAACGUCCGACAAUGGCUCUGUGCUGCCGUUUAGCAUCCCCGACUUCAAAAUCGGAACUCUAGACCUGCUCGUCCAGCAAGCCGAUGACUUGGCCAAGCUCGAGGGUGCGUGCCAGUCAGUCGUCGCCAAGGUUGCGGAUUCCUUGCGCACGGUGCUCAACAAUGACGAGGACCGGAUGGCCUCGUACAAGAUGGUCAACGAUAAGCCGACCGAUCACUAUCUGCGCAACUUUAGCUGGAACAAGAUGAGAUACCGAGCCGACAAGCCCAUUGCUGAUCUCAUCGGCACUCUUCAGAAGGAGCUCAACACAGUCGACAACGACGUCAAGUCCAAGUUCAACCAGUACAACGCCGUCAAGACAAAUCUUGCACAGCUCCAAAGGAGACAGACUGGCACCCUCGCGACGAAAUCUCUCACCCCAAUCGUAAAGCCAUCCCUGCUCGUUCAAGACUCAGAGUACCUUGAAACUCACCUCAUUGCCGUGCCGACGAAUGCGAAGAAAGAUUUUAUUAAGAGCUACGAAACCCUCGCACCCAUGGUGGUGCCUCGAUCGUCCGUAGAGAUCGACCACGACGAUGAGUUCACGCUGUUCGCCGUCGUGACUUUUAAGAAGCAUAGCGCCGAGUUUGUCCACAAGUGCCGAGAGCAGAAGUGGACACCUCGUCAGUACAAAUAUGUCGAAGGCGGCCGCGAAGAAGAGCAGCGAGAGCUGGAUCGUGUGACCAACGAAGAGCGCAAGGUCUGUGGCGAAGCUCUGCGCAUGGGAAGGACUGGAUGGAGCGAAAGUGUCAUGAUUUGGGUGCAUGUCCUUACCUUGCGCGUCUUUGUUGAGGCUGUAUUGCGAUACGGAUUGCCGCUGGACUAUGCCACAGCUCUGAUCAAGACAACACCGAAGCUGGCCCCCAAGGCAAAGGCAGCGUUGGACUCAAAGUACUCAUACCUGGGCGGAAAUGCGUUCGGAAGGGAUAAGCACGGUAGGGUCACGAAAGACGAUGCUGCCCUUAGCUCAGAGAUGGCCGCGGCGGGAUUAGGGACCGGCGAAGGAAACGAGUACACGGCUUUUGUUUAUUAUGAGGCUGAAUUUCCCUGAAGCGGAUAUAGAGAGAAUUUCUUUCUAAAAGCGUCAUGCGCCUGUAUUCUAUGUUUGUCGGUUCAACUUUCUUCUAAAGACUUUUAAAGACAAUGUUUCACAUUUUCCGUUUCCCUCUUCUUCUCUAUCAAUCAAUCAAUCAACCUUCUAAGACCUUCUAGGAAAGAGGUCUAGAGUGACAAAGGCAAAUAGCAUCUACAGCCCAUUAACCAUGGGUGUCCUCAUCUUACACUUGAAUCCCAAUAUGACUUUUGUUACUGCAUUUUCGUUAUUUUUAUUGUUGCUUUUUUAAUUCUUGACCUCUGCGCUCUUAAUGUAGCCCUUUUCACUGAGCCAGUUUGUGAUCUGCGCAACGCAUUCCUCGACGGUAUUCUCGUGAGUCUUGAUUGUAAUCUCGGCGUUCAAAGGCUCCUCAUACGGCGCAGAGAUGCCAGUGAACUCCUUGAUCUCGCCAGCGCGGGCCUUUUUGUACAGGCCCUUGGGGUCGCGCUGCUCAGCCACUUCGAGGGGCACGUCGACAAAAACCUCGAUAAAGGGAAUGGGCUCGUCGGCGUCCUGGUUGGUCUGGGCGUGCAGCUGGCGCGCAAGAUCGCGGUCGGCGCGGUAGGGCGAGAUGAAGGAGGUGAUGGCAAUGGUGGCCGAGUCGGCAAAGAGCUUGGCGACCUCGCCGAUGCGGCGGAUGUUCUCGUUGCGGUCGGCCUCGGAGAAGCCCAGGUCCUUGUUGAGGCCGAAGCGCACGUUAUCGCCGUCGAGGCGGUAGGCGGAGAGGCCCAGGUGCAGGAGGUGCUGCUCCAGGGCGGUGGCGACGGUGGACUUGCCCGAGGCGGAGAGGCCCGUCAGCCAGAUUGUGAGGCCGCGCUGGGAGCGCAGCUGGUUGCGCUCGCGGCGGGAGAGGGACGGAUGCCAGGUGAUGUUGGUGGCCAUUGUGUAUAUGAGACGGGAUUUAACAAGGAAAAUGGAAUUCCAAUGAGAUACGUCGCUUGUUUAACAAAGACAGAAAAAUAAAGUAGAUAAAAAAAGACGAUGGGGAGAAAGUCAAUGGAAAGAGGUGUGGAAAUAAGAGUUGCGAUAUAUAAAGGGAUGGACGGUUUAAUGGCGAUAUGCGAGAUGGGCGAUCAUUCUGCAUGCGUACGUACCUACUUCCACCAUGACAUUUCGGGCCCUCGCCGUCAUCGCCAGCCGUUAUUUCUUCUCCGCGUACUGCUAGUACUAACAAAAAAAAUAAGUUACAAUCUAGUCUAGACAAGAAAAAAACCCACACUCAACCCCAUAUAAAGGCAGCUUUUCUAGAGAUCGUUGGGCAAACUACGCCAAGGGGGAUGAUGUGCUCAUUGAGGAGGCUGAUGGCGACAGCCCGAAACCGCCGACUUCCGCUGUGUGAUCCCCGCUGUUUUUUAUGCUAAAAGGCUUUUUUCUUCCUUCUUUGUAAGCAGUAUAGCUACCUACCUGGCAUGUCGUUUCACUGAUGAUGAGUCUCUAUGUGGUUGUUUUAUGCCAAUGUAAAGCAUCAAAAAGGCUCGGUUCUUCCUAAUCGCUGUAAAAGACAAUCCUUCGUCUACUCUAAACCUCUAGGUACUAACAAGUACCCUCUAUUAUCUCAUAUGUACAACGUAUAUCCUCAUGUAAUGUAUCUGAUAACUCUGUGUGUAUAUCCGAUGCCUCCUGUCGCUUUCUCCCAGGAAUAAAAGUAAAAUGAUUAAAAGAGCAAUGCAAGUCAAAGCAAAGUAAAAAAGAAAGAUGCCGCGUUCCUAAUCUCCAGCCACCGCAUCGUCAGCCCGACCAAUCUCGCCCGCUCUCAGCAGUCCGCUAUUCCAUAUAAAUGCUUAUACAAUUGAGGGCAUCAAGGCUGCAUACUUGGGCGAGAUGAACAGUCCCUUCGCCUCGACCAACACCGUCGGCUUCUCGCCCGGCUCCGGCAACGUCUCGAUGCUUCCCACAGACCACGCCUUGCGUCCCUCGACCUUUGUCGUCGUUCCGCGAAGCACCAGGAAGCUAUUCGCCGGCGUCGGCUUGCGAUAGUUGACCUCCAGGUUGGCCGUCACGGCAAUGUUGUGCGGCAGCGCGCCAAAGCAUCCCCGCGCCAUGCCUUCGUCCAGCAUCGUCGCCAGGAACCCUCCGUGGACAAGGCCCGGGUGGCCGCAGACCUGGUCGCCGAUGUAGGUGAUGCUGACAAUGGACUUUCCGCCGUCUUCGAUGAAUGCGAUUGGAGGGACCACCAUCUUGCCGUUGCCCUGCAGGACGCCGGCGGUGAGGCUCUGGUUGCGGAUGCCAUUCGCCAUCUUGAGGUGCGGCCGCGACUCCUUGAACUCGGGCCGUGAUCGCAGUUCCUUGACCAGCGGGUGGUUGUUGAUUGUGUCUUCGAUGCGCUGGAUCUCGUCGGUGUCGGGCACAAACAGCUUCGAAGUCUCGGCGUCUGUGAAGUGAGAAAAGCCCUGCUGUACCAUCGAGUACCAUGUUGCUGCUGCUCCGAUGCUUCCAAAUGCGACGCCGUAGAGGAUUAGGCCGAGACCUCGUCCGACUCGUCCCUUGGGAGCUGCCGCGGCCUGUGCAGCCUCAGCAUAGCAUCGUCGCUGACCGGCCCCUUUGAUCGCAGCAAGCGGCGACUGUUGGCCACUUCGAGCGAUCUGACCGAUUCGGCGCCCGCCACGAGCAACUUGUUGACCAAACAUUCUGCCAAAUAUCUCUUUUCUCUCUCUCUUUUCUCCUUAAUCCCAACUUUCGUCGCACGUCCCCUCUAAUAAAAGAAACAAGACAAAAAGAACAAC
Molecule: messenger RNA, 4140 nt
Organism: Trichoderma atroviride IMI 206040
Lineage: Eukaryota; Fungi; Ascomycota; Sordariomycetes; Hypocreales; Hypocreaceae
Source: RefSeq, a predicted model, not a curated record